Messenger RNA from Marmota flaviventris (yellow-bellied marmot), 7055 nucleotides. RefSeq names its product activity dependent neuroprotector homeobox (gene Adnp). Gene Ontology annotation, biological process: regulation of gene expression. Gene Ontology annotation, cellular component: nucleus. The record is from RefSeq and is a predicted model, not a curated record. Lineage: Eukaryota; Metazoa; Chordata; Mammalia; Rodentia; Sciuridae. Gene Ontology annotation, molecular function: DNA binding.
GGCCCCGCGCGCGCCUCGAGGCCGAGUCAAGAAACUAUGUUCCAACUUCCUGUCAACAAUCUUGGCAGUUUAAGAAAAGCCCGGAAAACUGUGAAAAAAAUACUUAGUGACAUUGGGUUGGAAUACUGUAAAGAACAUAUAGAAGAUUUUAAGCAGUUUGAACCUAAUGACUUUUAUUUGAAAAACACUACAUGGGAAGAUGUAGGACUGUGGGACCCUUCACUUACAAAAAACCAGGACUAUCGGACAAAACCUUUUUGCUGCAGUGCUUGUCCCUUUUCCUCAAAAUUCUUUUCUGCCUACAAAAGUCAUUUCCGGAAUGUUCAUAGUGAAGACUUUGAAAAUAGAAUUCUCCUUAAUUGCCCCUACUGUACCUUCAAUGCAGACAAAAAGACUUUGGAAACACACAUUAAAAUUUUUCAUGCUCCAAACGCCAGCGCACCAAGUAGCAGCCUCAGCACUUUCAAAGAUAAAAACAAAAACGAUGGCCUUAAACCUAAGCAGGCUGACAGUGUAGAGCAAGCUGUUUAUUACUGUAAGAAGUGCACUUACCGAGAUCCUCUUUAUGAAAUAGUUAGGAAGCACAUUUACAGGGAACAUUUUCAGCAUGUGGCAGCACCGUACAUAGCAAAGGCAGGAGAAAAGUCUCUCAAUGGUGCAGUCCCCUUAGGCUCAAGUGCCCGGGAAGAGUGUAGUAUUCACUGCAAGCGAUGCCUUUUUAUGCCAAAGUCCUAUGAAGCUUUGGUACAACAUGUCAUCGAAGACCACGAACGCAUAGGCUAUCAGGUCACUGCCAUGAUCGGACACACAAAUGUGGUGGUUCCCCGAUCCAAACCCUUGAUGCUAAUUGCUCCCAAACCUCAAGAGAAAAAGGGCAUGGGACUCCCACCAAGAAUUGGUGCCCUUGCUUCUGGAAAUGUCCGGUCUUUACCAUCACAGCAGAUGGUGAAUCGACUGUCAAUACCAAAGCCUAACUUAAAUUCCACAGGAGUCAACAUGAUGUCCAAUGUUCACCUGCAGCAGAAUAACUAUGGAGUCAAGUCUGUAGGCCAGGGCUACGGCGUUGGUCAAUCAAUGAGACUGGGUCUAGGUGGCAAUGCACCAGUUUCCAUCCCUCAGCAGUCUCAGUCUGUGAAACAGUUACUCCCCAGUGGAAAUGGAAGAUCUUAUGGCCUUGGGACAGAGCAGAGGUCCCAGGCACCAGCAAGAUACUCCCUACAGGCUGCUAAUGCCUCUUCUCUCUCAUCAGGCCAGUUAAAGUCUCCUUCCCUCUCCCAGUCACAGGCCUCCAGAGUAUUAGGUCAGUCCAGUUCCAAACCUCCUGCAGCUGCCACAGGUCCCCCCCCAGCCAAUACUUCUGCAACUCAAAAGUGGAAAAUUUGUACAAUCUGUAAUGAGCUUUUUCCUGAAAAUGUCUAUAGUGUGCACUUCGAAAAAGAACAUAAAGCUGAGAAAGUCCCAGCAGUGGCCAAUUACAUUAUGAAGAUACACAAUUUUACUAGCAAAUGCCUCUACUGUAAUCGCUAUUUGCCCACAGACACCUUGCUCAACCAUAUGUUAAUUCAUGGUCUGUCUUGUCCAUACUGCCGGUCAACUUUCAAUGAUGUGGAAAAGAUGGCUGCACACAUGCGAAUGGUUCACAUAGACGAAGAGAUGGGACCUAAAACGGAUUCUACUUUGAGUUUUGAUUUGACAUUGCAGCAAGGAAGUCACACUAACAUCCAUCUCCUGGUAACCACCUAUAACCUGAGGGACGCCCCCGCUGAAUCUGUUGCUUACCAUGCCCAGAAUAACCCUCCAGUUCCUCCAAAGCCACAACCAAAAGUUCAGGAAAAGGCAGAUAUCCCUGUCAAAAGUUCACCUCAAGCUGCAGUGCCCUAUAAGAAAGAUGUUGGAAAAACCCUUUGCCCUCUUUGCUUUUCAAUCCUGAAAGGACCCAUAUCUGAUGCACUUGCACAUCAUUUACGAGAGAGGCACCAGGUUAUUCAGACGGUUCAUCCAGUGGAGAAAAAGCUCACCUACAAAUGCAUCCACUGCCUGGGUGUGUAUACCAGCAACAUGACCGCCUCAACUAUCACUCUACAUCUGGUGCACUGCAGGGGUGUCGGAAAGACCCAGAACGGCCAGGAUAAGACGAACGCACCCUCUCGGCUUAAUCAGUCUCCAGGUCUGGCACCUGUGAAGCGCACCUAUGAGCAAAUGGAGUUUCCCUUGCUGAAAAAACGAAAGUUGGAUGAUGACAGUGAUUCACCCGGCUGCUUUGAAGAGAAGCCUGAAGAGCCUGUCGUUUUAGCUUUAGACCCCAAGGGUCACGAAGAUGAUUCCUAUGAAGCCAGAAAAGGCUUUCUAACAAAGUAUUUCAACAAACAGCCCUAUCCCACCAGGAGAGAAAUUGAGAAGUUGGCAGCCAGCUUGUGGUUGUGGAAGAGCGACAUUGCGUCCCAUUUUAGUAACAAACGGAAGAAGUGUGUUCGUGAUUGUGAAAAGUACAAGCCUGGUGUGUUGCUUGGAUUUAACAUGAAAGAAUUAAAUAAAGUCAAACAUGAGAUGGAUUUUGACGCGGAGUGGCUGUUUGAAAAUCACGAUGAGAAGGAUUCCAGAGUCAAUGCUAGUAAGACUGUUGACAAAAAGCUUAACCUUGGGAAGGAGGAUGACAGUUCCUCAGAUAGUUUUGAAAAUUUAGAAGAAGACUCCAAUAGAAGUGGUAGCCCUUUUGAUCCUGUUUUUGAAGUUGAGCCUAAAAUCCCUAAUGAGAACCCAGAGGAGCAUGUACCGAAGAUAAUUCCUGAGGAUGCUUUAGAAUCUGAUGAGAAGCUAGACCAAAAAGAGGAGGAUGGUUCAAAAUAUGAAACUGUUCAUUUGACUGAGGAGCCAGCCAAACUCAUGCAGGACGCCUCUGACAGCGAGGUCGACCAAGAUGAUGUGGUUGAGUGGAAGGACGGGGCCUCGCCCUCUGAGAGUGGGCCUGGCUCCCAGCAGUUGUCGGACUUCGAGGACAACACUUGUGAGGUAAAACCAGGAACCUGGUCUGAUGAGUCUUCCCAGAGUGAAGAUGCCAGGAGCAGUAAGCCAGCUGCCAAAAAAAAGGCUCCCGUGCAAGGUGACAGAGAGCAGUUGAAGUGGAAGAAUAGUUCCUAUGGAAAAGUGGAAGGGUUUUGGUCCAAGGACCAGUCACAGUGGAAGAACACACCAGACAACAGUGAGCGCUUACCUAACCCCCAGAUUGAGUGGCAGAAUAGCACAAUUGACAGUGAGGACGGGGAGCAGUUUGACAACAUGACUGAUGGAGUAGCUGAGCCGAUGCACGGCAGCUUAACCGGAGUUAAACUGAGCAGCCAGCAGGCGUGAGCGCCUGGGAGGCCACAUUGGGGACACGCUGCAGCGGCAGGAACUCUCUUUCAGUCUGACUGCAAAGCUCUUUAACUGGUACUGCCUUGGGAGGACUGGUCAGCAGGCUGUGGGGACACAUGGCCACUGCAGUCCCACUGGUCAUUUCUAAGUCUAUGGCACGUUUGGCUGAUCUCGGCUUCAGAACCUUCUCUGACAGACACGGUAACUAAAUGUGAAAAACCCUAAGCUGGUGGCUCACGAACGCACAUGAGGAAAAGCAGAGGUUUCUUUUAUCUGCCUUUCAAUAUUCCUUUCCCUCUGUACAAUGUUUGGUUGGAUGUCCUUGAGAAGCGUUACCUGAUCCACAUGGUCGUGUAGGGCCAACAUACAAGCUACCAGUCUCAUGUGUACAGUAGACUUGGGGAAAUUGGAUUUUUUUUUUUUUUUUCAUGUAUUCAUUCUGAAUAGUUGAAAUGUAUAUUUGUACAGUCUUUUAGACCUAUUCAAGUGAUGCUUAUGAUAUUGUUAUUGUGUGCCCCAUCAUAGAUUUGUUUCUUUUUUUUAGUGUUGCCCUUGCUGUGUAAUAAAUGCUAUAUCUAGUUUACCUAGCAAAAGCUUGAACCUGCGCUAGUAUGGACCUUUGGACAGACUUAGUUUUUGCACAUAACCUUGUACAAUCUUGCAACAGAGGCCAGCCACGUAAGAUAUAUAUCUGGACUCUCUUGUAUUAUAGAAGUUUUCUUGUUCUGAAUAUCCUUGACAUUACAGCUGUCAAAAACAAAAACUGGUAUUUCAGAUCUGUUUCUGAAACCUUUUAAGCUAAAAAUCACAUCAAGAAUUGACUUUGCAGCUACUAAUUUUGACACCUUUUAGAUCUGUAUAAAAGUGUGUUGUGUUACAGCAGCAGACCAAUGAGUGCUGCCUUUUGGAUAUUUAGUUUAUCUUUAGUUAAGCACCACCCUGGUGCGUUCAUUUAUACCAUCUAAUAUAUGACACACUGUUGUAGUAUGUAUAAUUUUGUGAUCUUUUUUUCCCUUUGUAUUCAUUUUAAGCAUCUAAAUAAAUUGCUGUAUUGUGCUUAAUGUAAAUAUUUGCUUUAUUACCACGACAGACCUGUAUGUCUAUUAUAUAUUGUGCCAUUUGAUGCUAUGGCACUCUUUCAUCAGAGACAGAAGCCACAUUCACCAGGGAAACUUGUGGAAAACUGAGAUCUGCCAUUUACAUAGAGAAUGCUUUCUCUCAAGGCACUUGUUACAGAUUAUUUUGGUUUUGUGUUUUCAGCUGUAAAAGUAUAAACACCCGUUAGUUCUUCGGUUCCCCUUUUGUUAAGGGACAAAGCCUGUGCUCACAUACAUACACACACACAUAUAUGAAUGUCACAAAAGGAUGUAAGCAAAAAUUGGCGUUGAUCUGCAAGCAGAAUCUUAAUGCCCAAUUAGUUUUUUCUUCUAAACGAAUGAAGUGUUACUUUUCACCUCGUCAUGGGAACAGUUGUGCUAAACAGGCCUUUGACUCUUAAUAGGCUUUGGAGAGCCACAUUCAGGGCCUUGAGGUGCAGAGCUGAUACGUUUGCUAUGCAGAUUCCCCAGAGCAACUUGGGCUAAGAGCAGGACUAGUUCAGCAUUUCCAUCCUUGCAAAAAUGAUGGGAUGCUCCAGUCCAUAUCGUGGCAAGUCAGUCACCCCUGGAGACAUUGACUUAAAGAGGUCUAAAGUGGCUGACUUCCAUAACUUUCUAACACUCUCUCCCAAGAAGUAUUCUUGUUGCCUGAGAUGCUCCCUAAAAGAUUAUUAACGCUUCUCAAAAACAAUGCGGGCAGAAGUUUAAGAGUGAACUAAACAUGUAGGGUUUGUGGGGCCAGCACAGAAUUUCUAGAUCUGUUUUACCGCCUAUGUUACAAAAUUGUGUGCAGCCAACAUUGAGGGCAGGGUAGCCCCAAAUUUAAGGUGCUUUAGAUUACCAAGUCAGAAAUAGCAGCUGAAUUGAAGCCAUCUCAUGUUUGUGGGAAUUAACUCUGCCUGAUUUAAACGUGGGAAGAACUGAGCCUGGGUGGGUGUCCUGCAUGCAGAACUAGACACUUGCUCAGUAGCAUGGGUGUGAGUGGCCCAGGGUCUCUGCUGGUUGGACAUUGAGCAGAUGAGGCUGCCUCUUUGCUUUGGUGGUGGAAGGGUCUUCUGCCAUUGAGAGAAUGGUUUCAGCCACUUAAAAAGUUGAAAAUAAACAGACUCCUAACUGGAAUUGUUGCAGAAGCCCUAAAAGUUGUCUCAAUAAAAGCCAUUUAAAAGAAUGUUUGUUGCGGCUGUUUGCUUUUGGAAUAACCUGGUGAUCAUUUAACUUUAAAACCACCUUGCAAUUAGAAUGCCUAGAACUGUAGGCAGAACAAUUCUGCAGAUUUCUAAUAAAGAAACCUAAUUACUCAUCCCAGAGAGCUUUGCUUUUUUGCACUUCAAAUUUUCUUGUAGCAAUGAGUCCCAGAGUCAGACUCAGGACUAAGGUUUCCCUCCCUCUUCAGCACAAACCAAUUUAUUUAAAAUCCCAUCUUUGGUUCUUUGUCAUUGGGCCGGUAUGGGGAGGAGUGUAUCCAACAGCUUUAGGUCCCCUCUUAAGAUCUGAGUAGAAAUGGACUUGUCCCUCUUACUGCCUGUGGCUGUGUCUAUGUGAUCCAAACGCCUGCCCAUUUACUAAGGUGCCCAUUUCAGAAAUGGACCAAAUAAGGGUCUGCUUUUCAAAACCCCUCUGUUAAAGACUGAAAUUCCUCAUCUAAAACACUUGACUAAUUGUCACCAACUGCUGCUUGCCAGGUGAUGGCUGCAGUGCUGAGGAGUCUUCCUAUACUUAUAUCUCAAACUGCCAGCUCUGACCCCUCAAGAUAGGGCCCAAGGUCAUUUCCAUGUGACUGUGCCUCUUAGCCUGCAUGAUGGAAAAUCUGUACCUAAUGAAAUUAAAUAGAACGCACUGUGUCAGCUUUAUAAAGCAAAGUGAGGCACUGGGUUUUCUACCUGCUGUGCCCCGCGUUUCUUAACCACCCCGCGGCUCACCAAGAUGGUAAGGGUUGGUUGCAAGAUUGGCUCACCUAAAUAUUGACAAGGACAUCUCACCCGGACAAAUCUCAAAAAAGACCACAGGAAGGAAAAGUCUGCUCUCAUUAUCCUGAGGUGAUAUUUCCAACAUGACAAUCACCAACUGGUCACCAGGAGAGUCCAGAGAAAAGACAUUGCAGCCCAUACCCUGGGUGGAUCCAGCAGUCUGCUGGGAGGUUGGCUCAAAAUCAAAUCCAAACCUGUGGCACAGGACAGCCACUCUGUGGUGAUUGUCUGCAUGCUGCUACUGCACCAUCAGCUUGCUCCAGCCUGAAUACUGAGCACCCAGUGGGACUUGAAUGUGCUUGAAAUCCCACGACUUAGGUGGGCUUGUGCUCAGAAGUCAAUGUCUGAGGUAAAAGUUGCAUGUAGUCAAAAUUACCACCUGAAAAUCCUCAAGUCCUGAUUUCAAAUGCCCUGUCCAAGACGAGGACCCAGCAGGAAGGUCCAUGGUCCGUGCCAGAACAGAGGCGCUGAAUGGAAUCGGGCAGAAUUCCCCACUGUUGUAGUUUCCUCUUGUGUUUGUGUUGUGUUCAGAAUACAAUGUUCCUGUCCUUCCCCACUCCAGGCCACCAUCUGGCCUUAAGGCCUAAGGCCAUGUAAACCUCAACUGGUUUUUUGCAAUAAAAGUCUUGCUGUACCUUUA